Molecule: messenger RNA, 670 nt
Organism: Durio zibethinus
Lineage: Eukaryota; Viridiplantae; Streptophyta; Magnoliopsida; Malvales; Malvaceae
Source: RefSeq, a predicted model, not a curated record
CCAAACCCCAGUGGCUUUCUCUUAAUAGCAAUCACUUAUAAUCCUAAAAUCGACGGAAACCAAUCCAAGACCCGAAAAUGGGAAGCUUCAGAUUCUCCUUCAGUUUCGUCGCGAUUUGCGCGAUCCUGGCCUUCCACGUGGUGGUUUCAGCUUCGUCUCCCACGUUCGAUUUCGGUGGCAACCAUUUCCUCCCGAUUAAAUCGGAGUGCCGCGGAUCCAUCGCCGAGUGCCUGAUGCUGGGCGAGGAGCAAUCUUCGGACUUCGAUGCCGAGUUCGCCAUGGGCUCCGAGAUCAGCAGGCGCAUUUUAGCGACGACUCGGUACAUUAGCUAUGGUGCGCUUAGCAGAAACACGGUGCCAUGCUCGCGACGUGGUGCGUCGUAUUAUAACUGCCAACCGGGAGCUCAGGCAAAUCCCUAUUCACGCGGGUGCAGUAGAAUUACGCGUUGUCGGAGUUAGAUUUAUUUAUUUUCAUGUCCUUUCUUAAUUAAUAUUUGUUGCCUCCCUAAUUUUAAAAAUGUAAUUUUUCUUUUUUUAUUUCUUACAUUUGAUCUUUAAUAAUGAGUAUUGCUGAUGGGAUGGAUUGUUGCUUUUAAUAUUUUUCCAAAUUUUUAUUAAAUGCGUAUAUAAAAGUGAGUGGUGAAUAAAGAUGAAGGUUAUUGGAUCAAUUA